Molecule: messenger RNA, 2007 nt
Organism: Saccostrea cuccullata (small rock oyster)
Lineage: Eukaryota; Metazoa; Mollusca; Bivalvia; Ostreida; Ostreidae
Exons: 4
Coding region: 82-1191 (369 amino acids)
Source: RefSeq, a predicted model, not a curated record
CGAACUAUCAUCGUUUUUUAUUUCCGGGGUCUUUUCCCAUUGUCUGUCAAACUGCUUUAAUAAAGUUUUAAAAAGAGAAAAAUGGACUCGGCAACAGUGGAUUAUUUUUCCUCUAUUAAUCCCCUGACAAAGCGGGUCGUGAGUGAUGUUUUGCUGGUGGAGGAACUGCUUGGGGAUAGAUGGAGAGCAAUGAACCUGAUGGAAAAAGAAACCACACUAGACGAUUACUUUGUCAAACCAGACGUCAGGAGAGUGUACCAAGAUGUUGACAAGACAGAAGAUUACCCACAGAGUUUUCCACGAUUGGCAAUAUCGUCUGGAGAGAAAAUAAUAGUUGAUGAGAACAAUGAUUUUUGGACAUGGCAAGAUGAGCAUUCUGCACCUUUUUCAUGGCGAUCUAAGAGUCAAGAGGAUUUAACUUUAGCAGACUUGGAACCUGAAGAGUUGGCAAAACCUUCAAAAACAGCCAAAUCAAAAAAGCAAGAGUCAAAUUCAUCUGUAAAACCAACUGAGAGGCAAUUCAAAUAUACGAAUGAAAGCUUGUGGAAUAGUACAUUCCCAGAAAAGCUGAAAGAAAGGAAUUCAAUAAGACGUACAGAUAUCAACACACUAGAGGGCAUGAAAGACUCUGAGAGAAGAAGUCAGAGCCCUGAGGCCAUUAACUAUGCCUUCAAAGGCAGCAAUGGGGACCUCUCUGGCCCUCCUCCUGAAAAGCAACCUAAUGGUACCCUUCAAGACUCACCUAAGAAAACAUCACCAGCAAAGUCAGAAAGUAAAAAUUCAAAGUUACAUCUGUCUUCCUCAUUCUCCAGAAAAAAUCAGCAGGACUGUGAAUUCCUAGUAAAUAAGAGAAAAGAAUCUUUGCCUAAAUCUAUGUCCAACUCAAGGGAAUUCAAUGAUGUGGAACUGAAUGCCUUUGACAACCCUGCCAUGGCAGUGGGUGUGGCACUAAUUAACCAGGAAGAGGACAGUUCCAGCAGCUCCAACUCCUCCCCUGCCCACAAACCCCUGCUAAAGGAACCAAUCAGACAAAUUAUGGAGAGAGAGGAAAUGACUUUACCACAGCCCUCUUUUACUGAGGAGGAUGGGUAUAGGACUGCUGAACUCAAACCAGUAGACAACACACCCUCAGAGGCAUUAAAUGACUCCUCUAUACCAAUGACUGGGUUUGACUUCUUGGAUCAGUGGUGAGAAAUAUAAUUCAGGAAAACAGAAAGAUUUCAAAGCUGUACAGAAUGCAGCAAACAGAAAAAAACACUGUCACAUGGAUACAAUAUUAUACAUCAGUGCGUAAAUUGUAAAACAUGCAUAAGAGUAGCAUACUGCAUUGUGUAAUUUCCACUUGAUCAUUUAAUUAUGAUUUUGUUUACUUUCUUUAUAACAUAUUACAUAUAUGUAGAGAGAGAGAGAGAGAGAAUUCAGAGCAAUACAUGUACUACAUGUAUAACCAUUGUACACUGCCUACUUUUAUUACAUAAACAUUUUAUUUUCUAUAACAUAUGAUAUUUGAUGUUCAUUGAGAGGACUGCUGCAACAGGUUGUGUAUUGUGCAAUAUGAACCGUUACAUCAUGUAUAUAUGUAGUUAUAAAUGUCAUAUUAAAGUAUUUUUUAUGUAACAACCCAUGUGUAUGUGAAACUUUGGAGGUUGUUUCGUCUGAAAUUGUUAUCUGUCAACAUGUUUAUUUUUUUCCCUUUUAAGGUAUUUCACGUCUAUUUGAUGGUUGUACUUAGUAAUUUAUUUAUUAUUAGUGCAAUUUGUGGCACACACACUGAGCAUCUUGAUUCCUACAGUAUUUCACUGAUAAUUUUAAAACAUUCAUUGAUAAAGAUUAUGUAUAUGCCUGAUUACAUAUUGAAUAACUGGUAUAUUUACUUUUUUCUAAAUCUUUUAACAUUUGCGAUACUGGUAAUCCCUGUAUUAUUAUGUUGUUUUUUUUUAAGUAUUAAACAUCACUCUUAUUUUAUGAUAUCUUAUUUUUCAUGGAAUAAAGUAGUGUUUGAUUAGA